This is a messenger RNA of Geodia barretti, 2082 nucleotides long. NCBI's taxonomy places the organism in Eukaryota, Metazoa, Porifera, Demospongiae, Tetractinellida, Geodiidae. The record is from the annotation of a GenBank genome assembly.
AUGAUUCUAGCCCUUGGUGCCGGCGGUUUAGCCUUGGCCUUCGCCGCCGUCACCGCAGCCCGGGUCCUAUCCGCAGACAAGGGGACAGCCCAAGUCCAAGCGAUAGGAAACGCAAUACAAGAAGGAGCAAACGCCUUUCUCAGGCGGGAGUAUAUGACGCUCCUGCCCUUUGCCCUGAUUGUAACCGUUGCCUUGGCCAUUCUCGACUACACCCUGUUUACCCACAACCUAGGCUUACCCGCCACCGCCAUAUCCUAUGUGGCCGGCACCAUCUGCUCCGGCCUGGCCGGCAUAGUUGGCAUGAACGUCGCGGUGCGAGCCAACGUCAGGACCGCCUCCGCCGCCCAACGAGGUCUUAACCCCGCGCUGCGCGUCGCCUUCUCCAGUGGCACCGUGAUGGGCGUGACGGUGGUGGGAAUCGGUCUGUUGGGCGUAACCACUCUCUACUUGGUAUUUCAGAACAUCAGCGCAGUCGCCGGCUUCGGUUUUGGCGCAAGCUCCAUCGCCCUGUUCGCCAGGGUCGGCGGAGGCAUCUUCACCAAGGCCGCCGAUGUCGGGUCAGACUUGGUUGGAAAGAUAGAGGCGGGGAUUCCUGAGGACGACCCGCGCAACCCUGGAGUCAUCGCCGACAACGUGGGCGACAACGUGGGCGACGUAGCCGGCAUGGGCGCGGACCUGUUCGAGUCUUACGUAGGCAGCAUAAUCUCCGCCGUAGCCCUGUCGGCCAGCGCCGUAGCCUUGGCAGUGGGCGCCAGCGGAGGCAGUUACACCGAUCCCCAAUCCGUAUUCCCCAUGCUUUUAGCAGGGGCAGGCAUCAUAGCCGCAAUACUGGGCCCCUUCGUGGUGAGGAGCGGUGAGCAGGCCGAUUUUGAACGGCUGCUAUGGGCACUGCGGUACGGCAUAUUCACUGCCGGAGGACUGUUGAUAGUCUUCGCGGCCAUCCUGACCAUUACCUUCACCGGUUACUGGUCCUGGUUUGGCUGCGUGGUUGCAGGCUUGGUAGCGGGCACGAUUAUCGGACUUGCGACGGAGUACUAUACGUCGUACAGCUACAUGCCCACGAAGCGGGUCUCCGAGUCCUCGCAGACAGGGGCAGCGACCGUUAUUAUCAGCCGUAUCGCCACCGGUAUGCUCAGUACCCUGAUUCCGGUAGUUUGUGUGUCCGUGGCAAUACUGCUGGCCUACUGGUUUGCCGGAUUCUACGGAGUUGCGUUGGCCGGAGUCGGGUUGCUUUCCACACUGGGGAUUACCUUGGCAACCGACGCAUACGGCCCGGUGGCCGACAAUGCGGGCGGGAUCGCGGAACAGGCCCAGUUGGACCCCGAAGUGAGGGAACGCACCGAUGCGCUGGACGCCCUUGGCAACACCACGGCGGCAACUGGCAAGGGGUUCGCAAUAGGCUCCGCCGCGCUUACAGCCUUAGCAUUGUUGGCAGCCUACUCGGUCAGCGCCAAGCUGAUUACAUUGGGUGAGGAUGGGCGUCUGGCCACGGGCUCCGCCGGCAUCAACCUUCUGCAACCCCAAAUACUGGUCGGCUUGAUCAUCGGCGCCAUGCUGCCAUUCCUGUUCUCGGCGCUGACGAUGCAGGCGGUGGGACGCGCCGCCCAAGGAAUCGUGGACGAAGUCAGACGCCAGUUCCGGGAGAUUCCCGGCUUGAUGGAAGGCACCGCCCAGCCCGAUUCCGCCCGUUGCGUGGACAUCAGCACGCGGAGCGCGUUGCGGGAAAUGAUCCUGCCCGGGGUGAUGGCCGUCGUAGCUCCCAUCGCCACAGGGUUCAUUCUAGGGGAGGCUGCAUUGGGCGGAUUGCUCAUCGGAGCGGUUUCCUCCGGGUUCAUGCUGGCGAUAAUGAUGGCAUCGGCGGGCGGGUCGUGGGACAACGCCAAGAAGUACGUUGAGCUGGGGAAUUUCGGCGGCAAGGGGUCCGAUGCCCACAAAGCAGCAGUCGAGGGCGACGUAGUCGGAGACCCGUUCAAGGACACAUCUGGGCCAUCGCUGAACAUCCUGCUCAAGCUGAUGGCCAUUGUGUCGCUGGUGUUCGCGCCCGUGUUCCUGAAGGCAACCCCCCUCAUCAACCUAGCAUAA